Molecule: messenger RNA, 2799 nt
Organism: Gymnogyps californianus (California condor)
Lineage: Eukaryota; Metazoa; Chordata; Aves; Accipitriformes; Cathartidae
Gene: NR3C1
Product: nuclear receptor subfamily 3 group C member 1
Exons: 9
Coding region: 107-2428 (773 amino acids)
Biological process (GO): nuclear receptor-mediated glucocorticoid signaling pathway; regulation of DNA-templated transcription
Cellular component (GO): nucleus
Molecular function (GO): nuclear glucocorticoid receptor activity; DNA-binding transcription factor activity; sequence-specific DNA binding
Source: RefSeq, a predicted model, not a curated record
UGACUUCCUCUCGCCCCUUCCAGCCGGCUGCCGCCCCCCGCCGCGAUGGCAGUUGGCGGCUGAAGGAGCCCCAGCGCCCUCCCCUGGACGAGCUAAUGUUACAGUAAUGGAUUCCAAAGAAUUGCUUAACUCGUCAGAUCAAGACGAAACAAGGAAAAAUGCGCUCAUCAGUACCAAAGGAGGGAUCGUGAUGGACUUUCAUCCACCCUUCAGGGGUGGAGCUACUGUACAAGCCCCUGUGUCUACAUCUCCUCUCCCUGCGUCUUCUCAGUCAGAUUCCAAUCAGCAACCUGCUUUGGCUGACUUUUCAAAAGGAUUAGUAAACAAUGUGCCUCAGCCAGACCUUUCCAAGGCAGUAUCGCUCUCAAUGGGACUGUACAUGGGUGAAACGGACGCAAAAGUGAUGGGAAACGACCUUGGAUUUUCGCAGCAGGGCCAAAUCGGCAUCUCUUCUGGAGAAACGGACUUCAGACUCCUGGAAGAAAGUAUUGCGAGCUUGAACAAGUCCUCGAGCCUGGCUGAGGACGCAAAGGGAGCAAUAUCUUCUGAGGUGCCGCUUGAGCCGGAUUUCCCAGGCAUGGCUGGCCGCAAUGUCCCUUUAGAGUCAGGAACUGCAGUCCAAAGCCAGGUUGGUUCAAAUGGUGGCAACUUGAAGUUAUUCUCUGAAGACCAAAGCACCCUGGAUAUUCUCCAGGAUUUAGAAUUGCCGCCGGUAUCGCCUGGCAAAGAGCCCAAUGGGAGCCCGUGGAGGCUUGACCCGUUGCUAGAUGACGGUGGCUUGCUGUCCCCUAUAUCUGCAGAUGAUGCUUUUCUCCUGGAAGGAAAUCUCAGUGAAGACUGCAAGCCUCCUAUUUUAUCUGACACUAAACCUAAAAUUAAUGACCGUGGUGACCUUUUAUCCAGUUCCAAAAUGCCAAUGCCUCAAGUGAAAACAGAAAAGGAAGACUUCAUUGAACUCUGUACUCCUGGGAUAAAGCAAGAAAACAUGGGCCCAAUUUAUUGUCAGGCAAACUUCUCUGGGUCUAAUCUGCUGAGUUCUAAAGUCUCUGCCAUAUCUAUCCAUGGUGUCAGUACCUCUGGGGGACAAAUGUAUCACUAUGAUUUAAAUACUGCAUCGCUCUCUCAGCAGCAGGAUCAGAAACCAAUUUUUAAUAUCAUUCCAUCUCUUCCUGCCGGUUCAGAAAAUUGGAAUAGGUGCCAGGGAUCAGGGGAUGAGACGUUAGUUCCUUUGGGAACACUCAACCUUUCUGGCAGACCUGCUUUCUCUAAUGGCUAUUCAAGCCCUGGAAUGAGAUCAGAUGUAAGCUCUUCUACAUCCACAACCUCAGCAACUACGGGACCACCUCCCAAGCUUUGUCUUGUUUGCUCUGAUGAGGCCUCUGGGUGUCAUUAUGGUGUUCUUACUUGUGGCAGCUGCAAAGUGUUCUUCAAAAGAGCUGUGGAAGGGCAGCACAACUAUCUCUGCGCUGGGAGAAACGAUUGCAUUAUUGACAAAAUUCGGAGGAAAAACUGUCCAGCGUGCCGCUACCGGAAAUGUCUUCAAGCUGGCAUGAACCUCGAAGCUCGAAAAACAAAGAAGAAGAUAAAAGGAAUUCAGCAGACGAACGUAACGGGAACGCGGGAUGCUUCUGAAACGCCUGGAAACAAGAGCGUUGUCCCUGCGUCCCUGCCGCAGCUGAGCCCGACCCUGGUUUCCCUGCUGGAAGUGAUCGAGCCAGAGGUGCUGUACUCGGGCUACGACAGCACGCUGCCGGACUCCAGCUGGCGGAUACUGUCAACUCUCAACAUGUUGGGAGGACGGCAAGUAGUAGCUGCAGUGAAGUGGGCAAAGGCAAUACCAGGUUUCCGAAAUUUACACCUGGAUGACCAAAUGACCCUUCUGCAGUACUCGUGGAUGUUCCUAAUGGCUUUUGCUUUAGGAUGGAGAUCAUAUAAACAAUCAAAUGGAAAUCUCCUGUGCUUUGCACCAGAUCUGAUUAUUAACGAGCAGAGAAUGAAUCUACCCUGUAUGUAUGAACAAUGCAAACAUAUGCUUAUGGUUGCCCGAGAGCUGUCACGGCUUCAAGUCUCAUAUGAAGAGUAUCUCUGCAUGAAAACGUUGCUUCUCCUCUCUACAGUUCCUAAGGAAGGCCUGAAGAGUCAAUCCUUGUUUGAAGAAAUUCGUAUGACAUACAUUAAAGAGCUGGGAAAGGCCAUAGUGAAAAGAGAAGGGAACUCAAGCCAGAACUGGCAGCGAUUUUAUCAACUGACUAAACUGUUGGACUCUAUGCAUGAUGUGGUUGAAAGUCUUCUGAGCUUUUGCUUCCAGACAUUUUUGGAUAAAUCCAUGAGUAUUGAGUUCCCAGAAAUGUUGGCAGAAAUCAUCAGCAAUCAGAUACCAAAAUAUUCAAAUGGAAAUAUCAAGAAGCUCUUAUUUCAUCAAAAGUGACUGCCUUAAUACAAAAGGGUUGCCUUAAGAAAACGUCAAAUGAUCGCUUUUUUUUUUGUAAAGAAAAAACCUACAGAACUUGUUAAUUUUGUCCUUGCAGCGGUGUUCCUUUUGUAAUUAUGCACUACAUGUGGUUUACAGAGGGCCAAGAUUUAGGCUAUAGAAGCAGCGGAUUUCUCAUAUUUGGUAAAUAACUGGGGAGAAAGGAAAGGAAAAUAAAUCUUAUUUGUCAGAAAUUGUAUCUCCCCUCGUGCAACAUCCAUGGAUGCAUCAAAACCACCGGUGACAAGAUCUGAGGCUGUGUUACGAACAUUCUGCUAAUUAAUUUCUGCAGUUGGCUGGAGACAAUUUUCUAGGCUUUUUUUUUUUUU